Messenger RNA from Penicilliopsis zonata CBS 506.65, 790 nucleotides. RefSeq lists its product as hypothetical. The transcript has a single exon. The record is from RefSeq and is a predicted model, not a curated record. The coding region runs from base 105 to 515 and encodes 136 amino acids. NCBI's taxonomy places the organism in Eukaryota, Fungi, Ascomycota, Eurotiomycetes, Eurotiales, Aspergillaceae.
CAUUAUUUAUACUACAGUAUACAUAUCUUAUGCUUAUAUAUAAGGUACUGAGCAAAGUAAUCUAGUAGAUACCUAGGUAAUACCUUGUUCUUCAUGAUUGUUCAAUGGCAGAAAACAAGCCCAGCGUCCUCUUCGUCUGCGUCCACAACGCCGGCCGCUCCCAAAUGGCAGCCGCCUACCUCGCCAGUCUCGCCGGAACCGCCAUCCAAGUCCGUUCCGCCGGGUCUGCCCCCGCCGGAUCGAUCAACCCGACGGUCCGCCAAGCCAUGCUGGAAGAAGGCAUCGACCUGGCCGACCAGCAACCGAAGCUCCUCACCGCCGCCGCCGUGCAGGCCAGCGACCUCGUCAUCACCAUGGGCUGCGGCGACGUCUGUCCUGUCUUCCCGGGCAAGCGCUUUCUCGACUGGCAGCUGGCCGAUCCCGCGGGCAAGGAUCUGGACGCUAUCCGUCCUAUUCGUGAUGAAAUCAGGCGUCGUGUCGAGGCUUUGAUCGGAGAACUGCUAGUAUCUACCUAGGUAGGUAGUUACUCAGUGGCCAACUGGGCAUAAUAUACCAUUGUCCUUAUCAAUGGUGCUAUUAUAUACCAGUUACGAGUUGGUCUAUUUUUAGAGUCAUCAUGUGAUUUGCGGUACCCUAUUUCAACCUCAUCCAUCCAUCCAUGGAUCAUAGCUGCCUGUCUAGUAUAAAUCAACAUCACAUCUGAACCCUAUUCUUAUAUAAUUAAGCCUGAUAUUGAGCCCGAACUGGCUAACCCUAAAUACAAAUCCUAAAUUUUCGUCCCAGGUACCUU